Cottoperca gobio is the source of this 5323-nucleotide messenger RNA. RefSeq lists its product as uncharacterized. Gene Ontology annotation, molecular function: protein binding. The transcript has 14 exons. The record is from RefSeq and is a predicted model, not a curated record. The coding region runs from base 91 to 4788 and encodes 1565 amino acids. Lineage: Eukaryota; Metazoa; Chordata; Actinopteri; Perciformes; Bovichtidae.
CCGCACUGAAGAGGGCGCACGUGAACCCACACUGAAGAGGGCGCACGUGAACCCACGGGUUCGUGUUGCUGCUGUUCUUCUAAAACCAACAUGUCUCAGGAACAGGCCGAGGCCACGUCAACUGACCACCCGAAUGAAAGACCAGCCUCUCCUGCACACAGCUAUGUUUCCAUGCAAAGUGACCAGUCCAAGGAUGACCCUCUCAACUUCAGGGGAGGAGAACCGGGGCCACUUGAGCACAAAAGACCCGUCUCUCCUGCACCCAGCAAUGCUUCCAUGCAAAGUGACCAGUCCAAGGAUGACCCUCUCAACUUCAGGGGAGGAGAACCGGGCCCGCUCGAGGAUAAAAGACCAGCCUUUCCUGCACACAGCUAUGUUUCCAUGCAAAGUGACCAGUCCAAGGAUGACCCUCUCAACUUCAGGGGAGAAGAACCGGGCCCGCUCGAGAAUGAAAUACCAGCCUCUCCUGCACACAGCAAUGCUUCCAUGCAAAGUGACCAGUCCAAGGAUGACCCUCUCAACUUCAGGGGAGGAGAACCGGGCCCGCUCGAGGAUAAAAGACCAGCCUCUCCUGCACACAGCUAUGUUUCCAAGCAAAGUGACCAGUCCAAGGAUGACCCUCUCAACUUCAGGGGAGGAGAACCGGGUGCUUCCACGGAAACUGCCAGCGAUGGACACGACCGAAGCGAAGACAUCAAACAGGAACUCAGCGCAGACCUGAAGAAGAGAAUCCUCAAUCAGUAUAAAGAGAAACUGAAAGGACAUGAAACUGACACACAACUCUUCAAUGUAACAGAUGGCAAAAACAAGGACGCUAAAGAAAAGGCCUCUGGUGCAUUAUUUGAUAAAGCGCGAACGGUGCUAAUGGAGGGAGUGGCUGGUGUUGGUAAAACAUUUCAAACAAAUUUGUUCAUGGUCGACUGGGCAAAAACAAAAUGGAAAAAAAAUGUUGAUUUUAUGGUCUCAUUUCAUUUCUCCAAGCUGAAUUCAAGGAAAGAAGUUCAAAGCCUGAAAGCUCUGCUUGAUCUUUCCCUCAAUGACGAUAAAUGCAGAGAUUACAAGUAUGAGAAUUGUAAAGUUGCUUUUGUCCUUGACGGCUUGGAAGAAUGUAAACUUCCUCUGGAUUUUGCAAAGAACGAGGAACUGACUGAUAUGGAAGAGGCAGCCUCGAUGGAUGUGCUGCUAACAAACCUCAUCAAGGGGAAGUUGCUUCCCACUGCUUGUCUUUUGAUCACCUCUCAACCUUCAGGAGUCGAGAAGAUUCCUCCUGAAUAUAUUCAGAAAAAGACAGAAUGUCGAGAGACAGAGAAGCGACGUCAGAAGCUGGCGUCAGCCCUGAGAAGAAGAUUUCUCAAUGAAACCACUCAACCUGAAGACCCAAACCAUCCUAACCAGAUAAACACAGAACACAUCAUGAGAGAGGACAGAAGUGCUGAAGUCAAUGAUGAAGAGAAAAAUGAACAAACUCAGGCAAAAUCAGUGACACCAGUGAAUGCCAUAGCUGACAUCUUCAAGGAUAAACAAGGAAAAAAGAUCAGAACUGUGCUGACUACUGGAGAAGCUGGAAUUGGAAAAUCCUUCCUUGUGCAGAAAUUCAUUAAAGAGUGGGCUAAUAAGGACAAUAGCUCACUUUCUGCUUGGUUUAAUAAGAAAAGGAAGAAAGUCCGGGCUAAAGAUGAAGACAUUAUAUUUCGACUAAAUUUCUCUGAGCUUAGUUUGAUAAAAGAGAAAAAAAUCAGUUUUAUGGAACUUCUUAAUCAGUUCUUCGAGGAAACUAAGGAAUGUGUGGUCUCUAACUUUGAACAGUUCAAAGUUUUCUUUGUUUUGGAUGGAUUGCAUGCUUAUCAACCUCCUCUUGACUUUGACAACAAGGACUCUUUGACUGAUGUCAGAGAGCGAGCUUCAGUGGAUGUGCUCCUGACAAACCUCAUCAGAGGAACACUGUUUCCUUCUGCUCUGCUCUGGAUAACCUCCCGACAGAAUAUGCCCGAUGCAUGUGUCGACAGGACGACAGAAAUACGAUGUAAGCCUGAUGUUGCAAGUCAACAGAAUCUCAAAUCUCAGUUGAAGGAGCAAUUCACCCAUGUGCCUCAGGGGAUCGAUAUGCAGAAAACCUCUGCUCUUCUGAAUGAGAUCUACACAGAUCUCUACAUCAUCGAGGGACAGAGGGGAGAGGUCAAUGUUCAGAAUGAGAUCAGACAUGUUCAAGACGCAAAGUUCAAACCAGUGGGACAAGAGACCUCGAUUAAAUAUCAAAACAUCCUUCUGGAUGCAUCUGGAGAAAAGAAACUCAUAAGAACUGUGCUGACGAUCGGAUUGGCAGGCAUUGGAAAGACGUUUGCUACAAAGAAGUACAUGCUGGACUGGGCUGAGAGUAAAGCCGACGGGGGCAUAUUUUAUAUGUUUCCACUUUCUUUCCGGGAGCUGAAUUUGAGAAAAGACCAAGAGCACAGCUUAGAGGAACUCAUAUUUCAGUUUUGUCCGGGAAUGAAGACAUCAGAAAUAAAAGACUUUGAUAAGUACAGCAUUCUGAUUGUCCUGGAUGGUCUUGAUGAGUGUCGCCUUGAUCUUGACUUCAAGAAAGAUGACAAAUGGACAGAUGUGAGUAAACCAACCUCAAUGAAUGUUCUGCUGACAAACCUCAUCCAAGGAAAUCUGCUUUCUAAAGCUCAAAUCUGGAUCACAACCCGACCUGCAUCAGCCAACCGUAUCCCCGCUGAUAAAGUUGACCGGGUUACAGAGGUGCGAGGAUUUAAUGACGAGCAGAAGGAGGAGUACUUCCGGAGGAGAUUCAGCAAUAAAGAUUUGGCUGAGAAAAUCUUGUCGCAUGUCAAGAAAUCAAGGAGCCUUUACAUCAUGUGUCACAUUCCUGUCUUCUGUUGGAUCACAGCAAAUGUUCUGGAAGACUUUGUUAGAGAAACAGAAAAACAAGGAGACGAAGAGAGAAUGAAGACAAACGAAGAAGGGAGGAUGCCAAAGACUCUGACUGAUAUGUAUAUAUACUUCCUUGUGUUACAAUGCAGACAGGCUAAUGUGAAGUAUCUUGAAGGUGAGACAGCUGAGAAUUCUGAGACAGAUUCAUGCUGGAAUGCAAGGAACAAGGAAACAAUCAUGUUUCUGGGGAAACUGGCUUUUGACGGUCUACGGAACGGAAACCUUCUCUUCACUGAAGAAGAUUUGAGAGAGUAUGAGGUUGACAUCGAGAAAACUGUAGUCUUCUCUGGAUUAUUCACUCAGGUUACCCGAGAAGUCUGUGGUCUGUACCAACAGAAAAUGUUCUGCUUUGUCCAUCUGAGCAUUCAAGAGUUCCUGGCAGCUUUUUAUGUCUUUCACACAUUCAAUAACACAGGUGAAAAUCUGUUCUCCAACUCUCCAACAGUUGGAGAGUUGCCUGCAGAAUUCUACAAGGCAGCAAUAGACAAGGCUUUAGACAGCAAAGAUGGGGAGUGGGAUCUGUUUCUCCGCUUCCUGCUAGGCCUUUCUCUGGAGACUAAUCAGAAUCUACUGCAAGAGCUGCUGAUGAAGACAGACAACAACACCAAGGAGACCAAUCAGGAAACAAUUGGGUACAUCAAAGGAAAGAUUAGGAAUGAGAACAGUGAUGCAGAUAAAAAAUGCAAUCUUUUCUACUGUCUCAAUGAGCUGAAUGAUCACUCUCUUGUGGAAGAAAUGAAAAAGUAUCUCCGAUCAGGAACAGUCACAUUUGAAAACUUCUCUGCCUCCCAGUGGUCAGCUCUGACUUUUGUGCUGCUGACAUCAGAUGAGAAGCUUGAUGUGUUUGAUCUGAAAAAGUACCUGAAAUCAGAGACGGUUCUUCUAGGAAUGUUGCCGGUGGUCAAAGUCUCCCAAGUUGCUUUGCUGAGUUGGUGUGAGCUCUCUGAGGAAUCCUGCAGAGGUCUGUCGUCCUCAGUCCUCAGCUCCCCAUCCUGUAAUCUCAAAGAGCUGGACCUGAGUCAUAACGACCUGCAGGAUUCAGGAGUGCAGAUGCUUGCUGAUGGCCUACAGAGUCCAUACUGUAAACUGGAUAUUCUCAAGCUGUCAGGUUGUCAGGUGACAGAGAACGGCUGCAAAUUCCUGGCCUCAGCUCUGAUGUCCAAAACUACCUCCUCGCUGAAACAACUGGAUCUGAGUUACAAUCACCCAGGAGCCAAUGGGAUGAGGUUGCUCUCUGAUAUAGCUGCGGAUCCAAAUAGGAGCCUGAAGACACUCUGUUUGGACCACUGUGGAGCGCAUCGGAUAAAACCAGGGCUGAAGAAGUAUGGUUCAGAUCUGAAGCUGGAUGAAAACACAGCAAGCAAGAGGCUUGUCCUGUAUGACGGGAACAGGAGAGUAAAAACUGUAGAGCUGGUGAUGGAGAAAGUGCAACGACCUGAAAACCAGGACAGGUUUAUGAGGUCUCAGGUGAUUUCUGAGGAGGGCCUGAAAGGCCUUUGCUAUUGGGAGGUGGAGUGGGAAGGGAAGGUGGGCAUCGCAGUGGCAUAUGAAUCAGUGGGGAGAGGAUGGGACGGAAGUGGUGGCCUAGGAUGCAACGAGAAGUCCUGGAGUCUGCUCUGCUCGAGGGCUAAGUACAUUAUCAUGCAUGGCAACAAAGUUAUUGAGUUAAACAAAGUGCCCGUUUAUAAGAAAAUAGCAAUAUUUCUAAACUGGGAAGCUGGCACUCUGACCUAUUAUGGUGUCGCAUCAGAAAAGCUGAGCCUCAUACACACCUUCAAGGCCAAAUUCACAGAACCCCUCUUCCCAUGCUUCUGGUUUAAGAAGGGCUCUGUGACUUUGUGUAAGAUGGACUGAACCCCUCUGAGAUGGGGAAAGUGUGUUGUAGUGAUCACUGGAUGCUCCACUCGAUAUUUCAAUAGAUUAGCAAAAGCUUACCUGCAUCAUUUCAAUAUCUAAAUGUGAAAUACUAAGUCAAUAUAUUCACACUGUGAAGGAAGAAAUAGAGCAAAAAUAAAUCCCAUGUUGUUAAGUUAAAGAUGUGAGUAAAAAAAACAAUUACAGAUUUUUGUGUAAAUACAUAUUUUACCCGUUUCUCAUUUGUUGUCCAAUUGUCACAUUUAGACCAAUUAACUGCUCUUACAAUUUGUUCCAAUUUUUUCCAAUUACAAUGUAUUUCUUGUUAGUAAAUGUGGGUUGUACUGUAAUAAAAAUGGAAAGUGUCAUAGAGCAACUGUCUUUAUGCUAACUCACAGUCUGUUAGUGGAAAACAACUCCACUACUUCCAUGAUGUUAUCACUUUUUUUGUUUGAUCCAGAGCACGGAUGUGCCAUUCAUGUUGUAACAUGUCAAUGUAACAACAAUAAAUACAACUUAUUUUAUUAAAACUAAA